CCGAUAGAAUCCUCGACAAAGAGCUCGCAGCGACGCUGACGAGAUUCAUUUCGCCAGAUCGUGCGGGCGUAAUUUUCUUUAAACAGCGAAGAGCGCAACGCAUUCAGAGAAUGACCUCUAGAGUAGACAUGCUUUUGAGGUCAUGGAGCUGGUCACGUGCUCCCGCUCUGUUCAAGGUAGUUCUGCUACUAGCGAUAAGCGUAGAAACAGGACUCAUUCACAAUGUUCAAGGCAAAAAUUACACCGUAGGGGCCGAUUAUGUGAAUGUCGUAGGCAACGCUAGUUGGACGAACACAAUUAACGGAUUGUCGCAACCUGCUGCUCUGGAGGCCGCUUAUCAGAAGUGGGCCGAUUCGGUGAAUUUUACAGUGGGCGACACAAUAAAUUUUGACUACGAGAGAGGACAACACACUGUGUACCUCGUCGAUACCAAGUCAGCUUACACGAGCUGCGCUCUCACUGCCGGUUCAGGACAAACCCUCCCGUAUGGAACCCCGACAACUUACACCAUCAAAGACACCGACGUCGUACUGUACUUCACCUGCACCGUUUCUGGGCAUUGUCGGGCAGGACAGAAAGUGAAGAUCGUACCAUUUGGAGUCACAGUCUCUCCCACCCCAGCUCCUCUACCACCUAAUAACGUUCCGGAUUCGGCUCACGCAUCCAGCCCAAGCAUGGGGACGAUUGCAAUGCUCCUCCUCGUGCUUCUUUCCAUAUUUCAAGCUCAAAGCUACGGUAGCAAGUCGCCUGUAACUUUGUAAAACACGACCUAGCGAAAUCUGCAGGCAUUCAUCCUUGUAGAUCACGGUGAGGUGGCGAGGUUGGAGAAUCGAGCGAUGCGUAAUUGCUGUCGGUGGCUAAACAGCAACAAAGGCCUCCGGUGAAACAACAAAAAACUGAUCGCUAUAGAUCCAUUCUUCCUUCCAAGCUCGUGUACAGAAAUGGUGAUGGGCAUGAUGGAGCUACGAUACACAUUUUGCACCGUUUUUCUGUGGAAUUCACAAAGCUAUUUGAAGUACUUCAGAGACUGAAACCAGGUUUUGCAGAGAGUCUUGAAUUCGAAGGCCACCGACGCUUAUAUGAAGUAGGUUCGGCGGAGCUUUCUAGGAUGGAGUUUCAAAUUUGUUGAGCUCCAAUUUAUGACUUUGUUGAGCAUUUUUUCUCGCAAUUGCGAUGAGUGGGCACGCCUGAUUUGCGACAAAAGUUUGCACUUUGGUA
This is a messenger RNA of Physcomitrium patens, 1218 nucleotides long. RefSeq names its product blue copper protein 1b. Gene Ontology annotation, molecular function: electron transfer activity. NCBI's taxonomy places the organism in Eukaryota, Viridiplantae, Streptophyta, Bryopsida, Funariales, Funariaceae. Gene Ontology annotation, cellular component: plasma membrane. The record is from RefSeq and is a predicted model, not a curated record.